This is a messenger RNA of Cololabis saira (Pacific saury), 783 nucleotides long. RefSeq lists its product as uncharacterized. The record is from RefSeq and is a predicted model, not a curated record. The transcript is spliced from 4 exons. Lineage: Eukaryota; Metazoa; Chordata; Actinopteri; Beloniformes; Belonidae. Bases 32 to 637 code for a protein of 201 amino acids.
GGAGCAGCCCCUGAAUUGGGACACAGCUACAAUGGCGGACGGAGAAGCGGGAAACGGGAGAAGCGGAGAAAAUGAUACUUUUAAAUGGAGCAAGGAGCAUACAGAGAAUUUCAUCAGGCUCAGAACAGAGCAUGAGAACAUGUUCACAGGGGCAAAGAACAGUGCCAGUGUGGCAUGGAGGACUAUUCUGGAGAAAAUGGGCCUGCAGGAGAAGGUGACUACCCCGCAGGCAAAGAAGAAGUGGGACAACCUGAAAAAAAAAUAUAAAGAUUGCAAGAAGUGUCCAGGGUCUUGGCCCUGGUUUGACCUCAUGGAUGAGUUAUUGAGACAGAGGCCUUCUGUGGCCCCCCCUGUGGCCCCCCUUUUCCUAAUUGCCUCCAUCCCUGAGGACACACCGGGGCCAAGUGCAGCGGUGGGUGACCAGGAGGAGGAAGAGGAAGAGGAAGAGGAUGAGAGCCGGCCAAUGCCAGCAGCAGCAGCAGGGAGGAAGAGAAGGAGAGAUAGAGAGGAUGAACUGUUACAUCUACUCAAAGAGGACAUGAGGUUCCAGAGGGAAACAGAAGAGAGGAGAGCGCAGGAGAGCAGGGAAAGGAUGGACAGACUCUUUUCCCUGCUCGAGAGAUUUGUAGAUAAAUAGUUGUUGUAAAUGUAAAUUUUUUUGUUAAUUUGUUAAUCAUACUGUUUACUUUUUACAUGUUAAUUUUGUACAUAGUUUUUAUAUAAGAAUUUUAUUUUUCCAAUUUAAGUUAUUACCUAAUACAUUUAAGAGAAGUUUACUGUGUU